This is a messenger RNA of Talaromyces rugulosus, 1962 nucleotides long. RefSeq lists its product as uncharacterized. Gene Ontology annotation, molecular function: serine-type endopeptidase activity; tripeptidyl-peptidase activity. The transcript has 6 exons. The coding region runs from base 1 to 1962 and encodes 653 amino acids. Gene Ontology annotation, biological process: proteolysis. NCBI's taxonomy places the organism in Eukaryota, Fungi, Ascomycota, Eurotiomycetes, Eurotiales, Trichocomaceae. The record is from RefSeq and is a predicted model, not a curated record.
AUGACUCGUAUUAUCUCUUUGACUGCCCUUGUGGCUGCCCUGGUUGCUUCCAGCGCCGCCCGCCCGUCUCCCAAUACCCACGCGGUCCAUGAGAAGCGCGGUGCCAUCUCUUCUCGCUGGGCUAGCUCGCUGCGAGUCAGAUCUGAUGCCGAUGUCCACGUCAAGAUCGGCCUGAAGCAGAACAACCUUCACCGUGGCCAUGACAUGUUGAUGGAUGUUUCUCAACCCUCCUCCGACAACUAUGGCAACUUUUAUACCGAGGAUGAGAUCACCGAGAUAUUCGCUCCCACCGAUGACUCAGUCAAUGCCGUCAAGAGCUGGUUGACUAGCUCCGGCAUCCAUGACUUGCGCAUCACCCACUCCGACAACAAGGGCUGGUUGGCCUUCAUUGCCUCGGGUGAGGAGCUCGAGAGUCUGCUGCACACAGAUUUCUACGAGUACGAGGACUUGGAAACUGGCGACCGCAACAUUGCCACCGAGCAGUACCACGUGCCCAAGCACAUCCAAGAGCACGUCGACUACAUCACUCCUGGCAUCCGUUUCCCCUUCCUCAGAAACCCUGAGUUGGCCAAGGCUAAGCGAUCCAGCUCCUCGCGCAAGGUGUACAACACCUUCCAGAGCCGCCCUGCUCCUCCGGGUAAGAUCCAUGGUGCCAAGAACACCACCACUGGCUGUGACGAGGUCAUCACUCCGGACUGUGUCGCUGCCCUCUACCAGAUCCCCAAGCGCACCGACACCCCGUCCCCCAACAACUCCCUCGGCAUCUUCGAGGAAGGUGACUUCUACACCCAGGCCGACUUGGACAGCUUCUUCACCCGCUUCUCGUCCUACAAAAUCCCCAACGGCACUGCACCCACUCCUGCCUUCAUUGAUGGCGCCAAGGCCCCCGGGGACAUUGCUGGUGGUGAAUCCAACCUGGACUUCCAGCUUGCCUACCCCAUCGUCUACCCUCAGAAUAUCACCCUCUACCAGACUGAUGACUCCUACUACGCCGAGGGUUACGCUCAGGGUCUCUUCAACACUUUCCUUGAUGCCAUUGAUGGUUCUUACUGCACAUCUUGCUAUGCUGGCGAGUGCGGUAACUCCCCCAUCGACCCAGUCUACCCCAACAACAACACGUCCUCGGGGUACCAGGGCAAGCUCAUGUGCGGUACCUACAAGCCUACCAACGUCAUCUCCGUUUCGUACGGAGCUGCUGAGGACUAUGUCCCUCAGUCUUACUACGAGCGGCAAUGCAACGAGUUCAUGAAGCUUGGUCUCCGUGGUGUGUCCGUCUUCUUCUCUUCUGGUGACUCUGGUGUUGCUUCUCGCUCUGGCUGUCUCGGAAACGACAGCACCAUCUUUAACCCAGGCUGGCCCGCUAGCUGCCCUUACAUCACUUCUGUCGGUGCUACCAAGAUCCCUGCCAACCGCACUGCCUCGGACCCUGAAGUUGCUGCCAACGACCCAGCUGGCCACCCUUACUCUUCGGCCUACGCCACUGGUGGUGGCUUCAGUAACAUCUUCGGCAUCCCCGACUACCAAGCCGAUGCUGUUGCCAACUACUUCAAAAACCACAACCCCUCUUACCCUUACUACAACGGCAGCAUCCUUGGCGAGAACGGCGGAAUCUACAAUCGCUCGGGCCGCGGCUACCCUGACGUCUCUGCCAACGGUGACAACAUCGCCGUUGUCGUCCAGGGAGAGGACUCUCUGAGUGGUGGUACCUCCGCCUCUUCCCCCAUCUUCGCGUCGAUCGUCAACCGUAUCAUCGAUGAGCGUAUCGCCGCUGGCAAGCCUGGUCCUCUCGGAUUCUUGAACCCGAUCCUGUACCAGAACGCCGAUGCUUUCAACGACAUCACCGAGGGAACCAACUCUGGCUGUGGCACCGAUGGGUUCUCGACCGCGCCUGGCUGGGACCCUGUCACUGGAUUGGGUACUCCCAUCUACCCCAAGCUGAGGGAUGUCCUUCUCAAGGUCUAG